This is a messenger RNA of Coccinella septempunctata (seven-spotted ladybird), 1578 nucleotides long. RefSeq names its product glutamate-rich WD repeat-containing protein 1. NCBI's taxonomy places the organism in Eukaryota, Metazoa, Arthropoda, Insecta, Coleoptera, Coccinellidae. Gene Ontology annotation, molecular function: protein binding. The transcript has 5 exons. The record is from RefSeq and is a predicted model, not a curated record. Bases 210 to 1529 code for a protein of 439 amino acids.
CCUAGACACUUCAGAAAAGGCACGAGAAGACAGUUGUAUUUUGAAUCAAGUGUUAUAAUUUUUGUUAUGGAAUAGUGUUUUGAAGCAAAAAGUUUCGAAUUUAAAAAGGUUACCUGACGCUGGUUGUAGUGGGUGAAGUUUUAAAACGUUACUCUCUGAAGCUUUCUAUCAGUUACACUACUAUAUAAGAGGAUCAGUCUUUCGCAAAAAUGUCUGAUAGUGAAAAAAUGGAUGUAUGCCACGAUGGAACUGAGAGCGAGGAUGAAAGUGUUGCAGAAAAUGAAAACGAGUCGCCAGUCAAGAAAGAUGUGUACCUACCCGGAAAGCCUCUUGAAGAAGGUGAAGAAUUAGUUUGCGAUCAAUCAGCUUAUGUUAUGUUGCAUCAAGCAAGAACGGGAGCCCCAUGCUUAAGUUUUGAUGUAAUUGAGGAUAAUCUUGGAGUCAACCGCGAGAAUUUUCCACUGACCUGUUAUAUUGUUGCUGGUACUCAAGGACAUCAAAACCAUGUGAAUAAUGUCGUUGUUAUGAAAUUGCAUAAUUUACACAAAACUAUUGAAGAAGAAGAUGAGGAAGAUGAUGAAUUAUCAGAUAAUGAAGAUGAAAUUCAAGAACCAAAAUUUGCUGCUGCUUCUAUCAAACACCAAGGUGGUGUUAAUAGAAUCAGGAGCUAUAAAUACAAUAAUAUUACCCUGGCUGCAAGUUGGAGUGAACUUGGGAGGGUAAAUAUUUGGGAUCUUACAGAACAGUUACAAGCUGUGGAUGAUGGUGAAUUACUCAAAGUGUAUAAUAACCAGAAUAAAUCUCAUUCUACAAAACCACUAUUCACAUUUAGUGGCCACCAGAAAGAAGGAUUCUCCAUGGAUUGGUCUCCUACUAUGCCAGGGGUUCUAGCAACUGGAGAUUGUAGAAGGGAUAUACAUAUUUGGACACCUUCUGAAAGUAACAGCUGGUCAGUAGAUCAGAGGCCAUUAAUUGGUCAUACAGAUUCUGUUGAAGAUUUACAAUGGUCUCCAGAAGAGAGACAUGUGUUAGCAUCUUGUUCAGUAGAUAGAACUAUAAGAAUUUGGGAUACAAGAUCAUCGCCAAAUGAAGCAUGCAAGUUGAUAGUUAAAGAGGCACACAAAAAUGAUGUAAAUGUUAUAAAUUGGAAUAAGGGCGAACCUUUCAUUCUCAGUGGUGGGGAUGACGGUUUUCUGCACAUAUGGGAUUUGAGAAGUAUUCGCAGUGAAAAGCCAUUGGCAAGCUUCAAACAUCAUUUGGGCCCAAUUACAACUGUUGAAUGGAGUCCUGUAGAUCCUGCAGUCUUUGCUUCAGGAGGAGAAGAUAACCAAAUAGCUUUAUGGGAUUUAUCUGUGGAAAAAGAAGAUGAACCCUCAAGUGAAGAUAUUGAAGACUUACCACCACAACUGAUGUUUAUUCAUCAAGGACAAACAAACAUCAAAGAAUUACAUUGGCAUCCGCAACUGACAAAUGUUAUCAUAAGUACAGCUGAAAGUGGUUUUAAUAUAUUCAGAACUAUCAGUUUUUAAAGCUUCUGUGAAAAAGUGUAAUGAAUAAAUAAAUAAGGAACUGUUAUAA